UCAAACGUCAAACAAAAUAAAUAAUCUAAAAAUAGUAAACAUCGCUUUUAAAAAUAGUAAACAUCGCUGAUCAAUUCACUCAAAUUUUAAUUACAACUAAUGAAUGAAGAAAUGUUUUUUCAGAAAUCCCGGCCCACAUUCAAAAUGUGAACUGAACUUUCGCAGAAAAGAAGCUGAAGAAACUGCUAUGCUUCAUUAUCUACGUGGGUCACAAUUGAAUGGCAAAGAUGACUUGGAACUAUGAGAAGCUCCUUUUUUUCAUUAAGGAAUAUGAGAAGCGUCCGGCAUUGUGGAAAAAGCACGAUAAGGACUACCACAAUGCGAGGAAGAAGGAGGGCGCUUGGCACGAACUCAGUAAAAUCCUGAAAGAGGAUCCUGACGUUUUGAAGAAAAAAAUGGAGAGCCUAAGGGGCUCGCGAAGAAGAGAGAAACAUCGACUACUUGAGAGGGUGAGAACAGGCAAAGCUAUUCAACGAAAGUGCGAAUCCAGGUGGUUUGCUUGGGAAAGCAUGAAAUUCUUGGAUGACCCAGAUGAACAGCAAGUAACUUUAACGACCAGUCUCGAAUUAAAACAGGAACCGAUCGACGAGGACUACAUCGAAAACCCCGAACAGAACAUUUACGACGGACAGAACAUCUUCGGAGAGAACGGAUCCAGGAGCGAGGAAGACACCAACGAGCGCAAUUCGGAGACGAGCAACGCGGGGGUGGAGGAAGACCCGGAUAGGACGGAGAAAAUUUACGCGACCAAGUCCGCACAGUUCUGGUGCCGCAAGAGACGAACGUCCAAAAAAAGGUCCACGCAGAACACCCGGGUGGAGAAAGUGUAUCGCGUGUUGAAGCGCGAGAAGAAAGACGACUGCGCCAUUUUCGUGGAGUUUAUAGCGGAAAAAUUGCGGAAAUUCGACGAUAGGCAAAGAGCGAUACUCCAGCAUGCGAUUCACGAUUUGGUUUUUAGGGCGGAAAUCGCCGCGGCACCACUUUAAAAUUGGAUCGAUUCACUGUUUAUAAAUAUUUUAGUUGGACAUUUGGAGUACACGAACAUUAAUAUUCUGUUAUUUUUAAGAUGUUACUAUUUUUACGAAAACUGGGGAAGUUAGGACCUGUACAUUAAACGCUUCUCUGAUA
Coccinella septempunctata (seven-spotted ladybird) is the source of this 1128-nucleotide messenger RNA. RefSeq lists its product as uncharacterized. The transcript has 4 exons. The coding region runs from base 219 to 986 and encodes 255 amino acids. Lineage: Eukaryota; Metazoa; Arthropoda; Insecta; Coleoptera; Coccinellidae. The record is from RefSeq and is a predicted model, not a curated record.